Messenger RNA from Lates calcarifer (barramundi perch), 2380 nucleotides. RefSeq names its product solute carrier family 22 member 13. The record is from RefSeq and is a predicted model, not a curated record. Gene Ontology annotation, cellular component: membrane. Gene Ontology annotation, biological process: transmembrane transport. Lineage: Eukaryota; Metazoa; Chordata; Actinopteri; Centropomidae. The transcript has 10 exons. Gene Ontology annotation, molecular function: transmembrane transporter activity. Bases 613 to 2217 code for a protein of 534 amino acids.
GAACAUGUGUUUGUACCAACAGCCAAAGGCUUUUCACGUGACCCGUGGUGCAACAGCCACAAACUGCCACACUUGUUUUAUAAUGAAACAUGAGCAUAUAAGAUGAUUGCUUCUCUCUGUGUUAGCAAGUGAAGACGAAAGGGCAUAAAAAGCGGGACUGUUGUAUAGAUUUAGAUUGGAUUUUAUAAUGCCUGCCUUAUAAACUUGGUAUAAAUGUACAGGUUAUUGCCUAUUACUGAGACAUAUAAGAUAUGCAGCAUCCUAAACACAGCAAAUUGCACUUGUAAACAACAGACUUUGGAUCUUACUGUGUAUGUGUAUGAACGUACAAACUGUGAUAACCAAAUGAAUAAGCUUUUGAAGGAGAUAUGGUGGCACAGAGUUGGCACAGAGUCAAGACAUCAAGAUAAUAUUCAGUUCUCUUCAGGUGAGAGUAAAAACACAUGAUAAGCAACAUAUUCAAAAUGUGACAUAUCCUUAAGGGAAUAAUAAAGUUUUAGUGCACUCAAGGUGAACUGAUCCAUGUGCUUGAAUAAAUUCUAGUUAGGUUAAACAUUAAUGGACAUUGUUUAAAACUGCGGUGCAAUCUUGUUAAACUUUCACAAAGACAACAUGGCUGAUUUUGGAGAAAUCCUCAGGAACAUUGGAGAGUUUGGAUUAUUCCAGCAGCUCACUCUGAUUGCACUUUGCUUUCCAAAUUUCAUACAGAGUUUUAUCUUAGCAAGCUUUCUCUUUAUUCAAUCAGAUCCAGAGCGACACUGUAACACAGACUGGAUCCUCAGAGCUGAUCCUAACCUGACCACAGAUGAGCAGCUGAACCUGACUCUGCCCCGGGAGGAGGAUGGGACCUUCAGCAGGUGUCAGAUGUUUAUCCCUGUGGACUGGGACAUCAGUGCCAUCAGGGAGUAUGGACUCAAUGAGACCACAAGGUGCCAGAAUGGAUGGGUGUACUACAACACUCUGUAUGAGACCACCAUAGUCACAGAUUUUAAUCUAGUUUGUGACCAGGCUAACUUGGUGGAAGUGGCACAGUCGGUGCUCAUGGCUGGCAUUCUUAUUGGUUCUAUAGCAUUUGGACCUUUUGCUGAAUCGUUUGGUCGCAAACGAGCGACUCAAAUUCCAGCAGUUAUAAUGUUCAUAUUUACUGUGACAACAGCACUAUGCCCCAAUAUCUACUUAUAUUCAGUAUCACAGUUCCUACUGGGAUUUGGAGCCGGUGGAUAUCGAGUCAACUGUAUAAUAUUGUCCACUGAGUGGAUUGGGGCAUCCAAAAGAUCAUGGGGAGUAUGUGUGACUCAACUAUUUUCUGCAGUAGGGCAGUGUGUACUUGCUGGUGUGAUCUACGCCAUCCGACACUGGAGACUGGCUCAACUAAUCACAGCAGCUCCGCUUGGCGUGGUUGUUGUCUACAUAUGGUUUAUUCCAGAGUCAGCCAGAUGGUUGUUCAGCAGAGGAAGGACAGAAGAGGCUAAACAGCUGAUAGUCAAAGCGGCAGCUGUCAACAAACGUACAGUUCCAGACUCACUGUUUGACAAGAUUGCAGUUAACAACACUGUGAACAGAGGAGGCAUAAAACUUAUAUUCAGAUCACCUCUUCUGACCAGAUACUUUUUUACUGUAGUAUUGGCAUGGUUUUCACUGAAUCUCUCCUUUUACUGCCUGUACUUGAACAUGGGAAACUUUGGCUUGAGCAUCUUCGUGACACAGCUCCUGUUUGGUGCUAUUGAAAUACCUGCUAAUUUACUUUCCAUGUGGCUGUUGGAGGUUUUUGGGAGAAGAGUGUUAUUUAUAGCAACACUUCUGUCUGGCGGACUCUGUUGCAUACUUAUAGUAGCUGUUCCCCAAGAAUGUGCCAUUGCCGUUACAUCAUUGGCUGUCUCUGCACGUUUUUUUCUCAUCUGGGCUGGUUCUGUAUGUAGUGUCUUUAUGCAGGAAUUGUUUCCAACAUCUGUUAGACAAACAGCCACAGCAUUAGGAGCCAUGUCAGGAAGAUUAGGUGGAUUACUGGCUCCACUGCUAAACAUCUUAGCCAUGUACCACUGGGUCAUACCCAUCACAGUGUUCAGCAGCUUUACAUUGGUCAGUGGAGCUCUUGGCUUCCUGCUUCCUGAGACCAGGAGAAGAGAUCUUCCCGACACAGCCGAUGAGGCAGAGGGCAACAGAAAUGUUACCUCCACAACUGCAAGUUUUCCAUAUUUGCAGUCAAGCAAGUUGUAGAUGUUGGUCUGAGAGUUCACAUUUUAAAAGGCAUUAUGCAUUUGCUCCAAACAGAACAUCAGUCAUCAUUUACUGUACAUCAAUGAUUCCCGACCUGGGGGUCAGGAUCUAUCAUGCAGACCAAACAUAUUCCUGACCGGUCACAAUGAUCAAAGGGAUACGA